Molecule: messenger RNA, 1594 nt
Organism: Fragaria vesca subsp. vesca
Lineage: Eukaryota; Viridiplantae; Streptophyta; Magnoliopsida; Rosales; Rosaceae
Product: abhydrolase domain-containing protein 4-like
Exons: 10
Coding region: 250-1482 (410 amino acids)
Molecular function (GO): A2-type glycerophospholipase activity
Source: RefSeq, a predicted model, not a curated record
UUGUUACGUCAUGGCCAACGUCUAAUAUGUGUCGCCCAAGCUCAACAUUAGCAGCCACUGAUCACGUAAGCAAGGGCCAAUAGAUGAAGUGCUCCCCAAUCCACACGAGCCGUAAUAAUUUUCAGCUCUCUUCACCGUCCGAGUCAAAAAGGGCGCGCACAUCGGCCUUGAAACUUCACCUAUAAACUUGAAGCGCGUGUCGGUUAUUACCAAAUUCCCCUUCAACAAAGCAAAGCUUUUGAAUAGCGGAUGAACCUGCGUAGACUCUCUUUCAGAAUGGCCGAAGAAAUCUCCAGGUCCGCCUCCGACCUCCGACCCUCUGCCUCCACCGCCGCCGUCGCCGCCGCCGCCACAGAGUCAAAGUCAAAAUAUUUCUGGCCCUCCGUCCUCCGCUGGAUCCCCACCUCCACCGAUCACAUCAUCGCCGCCGAGAAUCGCCUCCUCUCUAUCGUCAAGACUCCGUAUGUGGUGGAGCGGGUCAAUAUCGGGUCGGGCCCGCCCGGGUCGAACGUGAGGUGGUUCAGGUCUGCAAGCAAUGAGGAGAGGUUUAUCAACACGGUCACUUUUGACAGCAAAGACGAGUCUCCUACUAUUGUGAUGGUUCAUGGAUACGGUUGCUCGCAAGGUUUCUUCUUCAGGAACUUUGAUGCUCUGGCGAGUCGGUUCAGGGUUAUUGCUAUUGAUCAACUUGGCUGGGGUGGAUCAAGCAGACCCGAUUUUACAUGCAAAAGCACUGAAGAAACCGAGGCAUGGUUUAUUGAUUCUUUGGAAGAAUGGCGGAAAGCCAAAAAUCUCAGCAACUUUAUAUUACUUGGACAUUCAUUUGGUGGCUAUGUUGCAUCCAAGUAUGCUCUAAAGCAUCCGGAGCACAUUAAGCAUUUGGUUUUAGUGGGUCCUGUUGGUUUCUCCUCGGCAGAAGAUGCAAGGAAUGAACGGAUCAUGCAGUUCAAAACAACAUGGAAAGGAGCAAUUAUUAACCAUUUGUGGGAGUCUAAUUUUACUCCUCAGAAAUUAAUCAGAGGGUUAGGGCCUUGGGGUCCAAAGAUUGUUCGGGGUUACACAAAUAGUAGAUUUGGCGCUCGUGAUGCAGGGACCACCCUGAAUGAGCAUGAAGCCCAACUGCUAACAGAUUACAUGUACCAUACUUUAGCUGCCAAAGCAAGUGGAGAGUUGUGCUUGAAAUAUAUUUUUUCUUUCGGAGCAUUUGCUCGGAAGCCUCUUCUUCAGAGUGCACCAGAGUGGAAAGUUCCAACUACCUUUAUUUAUGGCUAUCAAGAUUGGAGUAAUUAUCAAGGGGCUCAAGAAGCUCGCAAGGAUAUGAAGGUCCCGUGUGAGAUUAUUAGAGUUCCUGAGGCGGGACACUAUGUAUUCAUAGACAAUCCGGAGGGUUUCCAUUCAGCUGUUUUCCACGCUUGCCGGAGAUUUCUGUCACCUGACCCAGACAAUGAAUCCUUGCCUGAAGUAUAUAUGUAUUUGCUAUGAGAUCCCAUAUGCUAUACUCAUGUAUGCAUAAAUACCGACCUGACAGUGUUUGGUAUCUGUACAUCUAUGAUAUCUUUACAGAGGACAAACGACUUGUCCAGUUUUAAUAAAA